AUGAAGGUGUUAACACAAUCUAAAAGAAACAACUUUGGGAAAAAAAAUUCUCCGAAAAAUUCAUCGAAAAAUAAACCGUCGCCAUCGCCAAAGAUUAAUAAAAAUUCAAAUACUAUUAAAAAUGUUAAAAAUAAACCAUCAACUAAAAAUGAUAAAUUAUCAUCAAAGAAUCCUGAAUUUACUCCCACUACUGUUACUGCUGCCAAAUCUAGUUCAAAAUUUGAUGAUGUUUUUAGAAUGGAAUUGCUUAAGAAUUGGAAUCUUGCUAGAAAUAUCAAACUUGGACCGGGAGAAAAGAAAAAACAUCUGGAUCAAUUAUUUGAAUUAAUCCAAGGCAAGAUCCCUGAAAUUUUAUUUAAACAUGAUACUUCACGUAUCAUUCAAACAUGUUUAAAAUACGGUUCAAAAGAACAAAGAGCCGUGAUUGCAAAAGAAUUGGAGGGAAGAUUUGUCGAAGCAUCAAACCCUGAAUUCAAAGAUAAGAUUGUUUUAGAAUUUAAAGGGUCAGUGACAAAAUUAAUACAACAUAGAUUUGCACAUGAUGUUAUAUUAGAAUUGUAUGAAUGUCUCAAUGCCAAACAAAGAAAUUCUUUGAUACAUGAAUUUUAUGGACCGGAAUUUAAUUUAUUCAAGGAAGCAGAAAAUAAAUCGAUGUCUGAACUUAUAAAUGAAGAUCCUUCGAAUAAAAUAAAAAUUCUCAAAAACCUUUCAUCAACAAUUGAAAAAAUGUUAAAAAAACCUGGAUUGAUUGGUCAUAUUAUUUCACAUAGAAUUUUAUUGGAUUAUUUUACUUGCGCAGAUGACACGAAUGACAAUCAAGUCCAAGAAAAAAUCCAAAUUAUUGGUAAGCAUAUACCUGAAAUUUUGCAUACACAAAAAGGUUCGCGUGUAGCCAUGUAUUGUCUUGCUCAUGGGACCGUUAAAGUAACAAUGAAAGAGUAUGUUGGAAAGAUAGCUUGUGAAGAAUAUGGUUACUUGGUGUUAUUAAGAGCUUUUGAUGUAGUUGAUGACACUAUCAUUGUGUCAAAAUAUGUCAUUGAGGUGUAUAUAGUUAUAAUUUAUUGUAUUUUUAAUUGA
Messenger RNA from Entrophospora sp. SA101, 1077 nucleotides. The record is from the annotation of a GenBank genome assembly. Lineage: Eukaryota; Fungi; Glomeromycota; Glomeromycetes; Entrophosporales; Entrophosporaceae.